Molecule: messenger RNA, 2733 nt
Organism: Aethina tumida (small hive beetle)
Lineage: Eukaryota; Metazoa; Arthropoda; Insecta; Coleoptera; Nitidulidae
Exons: 19
Coding region: 444-2654 (736 amino acids)
Molecular function (GO): carbohydrate binding
Source: RefSeq, a predicted model, not a curated record
AUAAAUUAAUUUGUGCUCCACAUGGUGAAUCUAUAAAUACAACGUCUUGCGUGUUUAUCGGAACAACUGAGAUUUUAGCAAAUGUUUGCAAUGACAAACAAAUUUGUGCGAUCACGGCCAGUAAUACGGUAUUUAAUAACGAAUGUCCAGAUGUUUAUAAAUAUUUAGAUGUUGAAUAUGUUUGUAAAGAUGAAUACUGCACUGCUCCAAUAACUACUCCCAUUCCUCAAACAUCAACGGCUACGACAGACAGUAGUGCAUCUACAACUGUUGGAACUACUACAGUUUCUACUACACCAUCAAGUGGUAAUGUUUGUCAAGUUUUCACUCAACAGGCCUGUGAACACGAAAGUUUAAAGAUUGCUUGCAAUUCAGGAACAAUUCGGAUUCUAAAUGCUAAUUAUGGUAGAAAUAGUUUAGAUCAAUGCGCUACACCUGGAAAAAUGUCUAAUACGUCUUGUUUUAAUCCUCUAAGUACUAAAAUUGUACAACAAAGUUGUGAUGGUACAGAAUCCUGCAGUAUAAACGCUGAAAAUGUAAUAUUUUCAGACCCUUGUAGAAAUACUUUUAAAUAUCUAGUUGUUAAUUAUAUUUGUGUUGAUGACUGCAUAUACCCAGGAUCAGAUACAUCUACUACAGAGUCUUCAAUUUCAUCAACAACUACAGCAAAAUCAACCCCAAUCAUUACCACAGUUACCCCUACAGAAUAUUGUUCCGUUUCUUCUCAGCUCACAUGUGAGAAUACCAAUCUAAAACUAAAGUGUGACGUUGGAGUUAUUGAAAUUGUUGGAGCAAAUUAUGGUAGAACAAACAGUACUACAUGCCCUGGACAAAUACUCACCACGUCUUGCUACGACAAGAAUUCUUACACAAUUGUUUCACAAACUUGUAAUGGAGCUCAAGUAUGUUAUUUACCAGCAUCAAAUGAGAAGUUCACAGAUCCAUGUGUAAAUACGUAUAAAUAUUUAGAAGUAGAAUACGUUUGUAAAGUUGAUACAUGUGCCGUAACACCACUUCCUACCAGUGCAAUUAGUACUACUACAACAGCCAUAACAACAAUCACCCCCACUGCUGGGGAUAAAGUCAUCGUUUGUGAGCAACAUGAACUUGUUUUACAAUGUCCGUAUGGCACUAUAAAAAUAACAGAAGCAAACUAUGGAAGAACAAAUGCACAGGAUUGUCCAGGCAGUCAGACCUCCAAUAUUAACUGUAUAAAUACUGGCACUAAAGCAGUAAUAGUUGAUAGAUGUGAUGGAUUAACUAGCUGCAGUAUUUAUGCCAACAACUCCUACUUUACAGACGAGUGUCAAGGAACUAGUAAAUAUUUAGAAGUCGAUUACACUUGCCAACCAGCAACUACAACACCAAGUUCCAACGAUGGUGGCACAUACACAGCAUGUCAAGACGAUGAACUUGUUUUAAAAUGUGCUUAUGGAACCAUUAGCGUUGAAUCAGCUAACUAUGGAAGAGAAAGUUCCACUACAUGCCCUGGAGGCAAUGUUACCAAUACCAAUUGCAUUAACACUGCUACAACAACAUUAAUGAAAUUGCGCUGCAAUAAUAAAACUGAAUGUUCAGUAUAUGCCAACGACAAUUAUUUCCAGGAUGUGUGUCCUGGCAUAAGUAAAUAUUUGCAAGUUACAUAUAGUUGUACAGGUGGAGCUGGUACCACUUCGAUUUCGACCACAACUCCAUCAUCAUCAGCUGCAACACAAGCGACAAUAUGUCCAAAUAGUUUGCUUGCAAUGAAAUGUCCAACUGGUACUAUUCAAAUAAUUUACGCAAAUUACGGACGUGCAAGCUCAACGAUUUGUCAAACAGGAAACUACCAAAACACAAAUUGUAUUUUGGACAAUAGCACCAGCAUUGUGGCAUCUGUAUGCGAUGGAAAAACUUUUUGCGAUAUCAGUGCUAGUGAAUCCAAUUUCCCAGAUAUAUGUCCUGGUACCAGCAAGUAUUUAGAAGUCGAAUAUACAUGUGAAGAACCUGUCACGACAGUUGCACCAUCCACCUCAGUUAUAACACCGUGCGAAAAUAGUGUUGUCGCAUUGAAUUGUCCUUACGGUACUAUCCAAAUUUCAAAUGCCAAUUAUGGACGAUUAAGUACAUCGAUUUGCCAGAAAGGAAACUACCAAAGCACAAAUUGUAUUUUACCAAAUACUACAAGUAUCGUGAGCUCACUUUGCAAUGGGCAAAUUACAUGCAUACUUGAUGUUACUGAUUCAACAUUUGCAGACGUGUGUCCGACCGUCAGUAAAUAUCUAGAAGUUGAAUACGUAUGUACAGAAAAUUCUAGUCAAACAGAUAGUUCAGUUUCAACGACUACUGUUAAAGCUGUUACACCCAAUCCCACUUUAGGCAAUAGUACCACAUGUUACCUUGAAAAACAAUAUUUGAGCUGCCCAUUAGGGAAAACUAUCAAAAUACUUAAUGUUUUCUAUGGAAGAGCUUCACAAAAUAUUUGUUACGAUAUAUUAGACAACCAUAAUGGAGUAACUUGUGACGGCUCCUCUACCGCGUUAAAUAUUAUUGAAAAUUUGUGUACUGGAAACCAAUAUUGCAAAAUUCCAGUACUUCAGUCAAUACUGGGUAAACCAUGUGGAUUAUUGGAAGCUAUUCAUCCGUACCUCUCUUUAGAAUAUGAAUGCGUUUAAAACUGCCAGGGAUUUAAACUUAAUAUGUAAUGUGAACAUAUUUAGAAGAGUCGUUUUAAAAUAAAAUUAUAAUAAUCAA